This is a messenger RNA of Carassius auratus (goldfish), 3861 nucleotides long. RefSeq lists its product as uncharacterized. The record is from RefSeq and is a predicted model, not a curated record. The coding region runs from base 985 to 2391 and encodes 468 amino acids. NCBI's taxonomy places the organism in Eukaryota, Metazoa, Chordata, Actinopteri, Cypriniformes, Cyprinidae. The transcript is spliced from 2 exons.
AGAAGGUACGUUGCAAGACGAUGCAUGUUUAAAGUCAGAGAUCUAAAAUAUUACUGUAAUCUUCAACUAAAGUGUUCCUUGAAGUGUUAUACCACUGUGCUUGAUUUGUUUUGGCAGUAAUGACUUGAGAAUAAUUCAUGAAGUUGCUAGCUAUCUCGUUCAUGUUAAGUUAAUGGCUGCAUCCUUCCCUGGAUCACCACUCUCUAGCACCCUUUGAUAUGCGGAGCGAGUUUUCACGGUGUUGGUGCUAUGCACACUCGUCUGAAUUAAAGUACACCCGUAUGGAAACACUCCCAAGCCUGUUUAUUCAAAGUUGAAGGGCUGCUACAGUGAAAACUCGACGCUCGCUGUGGAGUGAAACUCAACUCGACGUUAGAAGGACUGCCAUCCGCCAUUCUGUGUUCAAGACUGCCACCUGCUGUUCAAACGCCCUCAAUUCAACCGGCACCCAGGCAAGAUCGGUCUAUUUCGUUUAUGCUAAUUGCUGCAUAAAAUCAACAGGGACCUUUUGAUUGCUAAAGGUGAUAUUUAUGUAAUGGACUGAAGUCACCUUUAUAAACAAUAUACUGUACAUGUCUGAUGCUCUGAUUUAAUCAUACAUUUGAAAGGUUAAAAAAAAAAAAAAAAAAAAAAAAAACCGGAACUAAUUGAAACCCGUUAAAGGUAAAUUCAAUCAUUGGUAAAUCUGUGUGAUAACAUUCGUUACAAAGCUGUUUGUGUGUUAGCCUACAUUUAAUUUUGUUGAUGAUAAUUGCCCAUUGCAUGUUUGAUAUUAAGUAUUUGCUGAGUUAUUAAGCUAUAUGUCAGCAAUUAUAAAACUAUAGUUCUGUAGUUCAUAUAACCAACACAAUACAGCAACACAACUUCAAAAAUGUCACUUAAUGGAGAAGUAGCUAACACACAUGACUCACCCAUGAAACAGAUAAUCCACAGCCAGUCAGGUCUAGUUCACGUGAAAGAACAUUUACAGAAAAGGGAUUAGAGAUGCACAAACAGGAAGCCAUUAAACACAAGAAAGAAUUCAUGAGAGCCUAUGGCUCCUGGAAAGAGGUGGCAGGAAAGGUUAGGACCACACUAAAAUCAUUCUGUUCUCAAGAUGAACUAAAUAAAAUCAGAGAAGAAAUAAAAAUUCGACACAAUGCAGUAAGUGAAUGUUAUGAGCCCAUUCAACGCAAUCACAAUGCCACCCCAGACAUUGUACCGAAAAUGGAUGCUUGUAUAGCACUCACUGCAGAGAUAAGCGAAAUAAUAGAGAUGCGGCUAGAAACUGUAGAUGAUGUCUUCAAUCCAGAACUUGAGAAACUACGAGUGAGGAUGGCUCUUAAGAAGGAUGAUUAUGGAUCCAUCUUCGGACACACCAAGACAGAUACCGUACUCUCCCACACAGAAAAUUCAAUCCAGUCACAGUGCUCAAGCAAACAUGUAGAUGCGGGAGCAGAACUUGCAGCUCAGCAAGAAAAGGUUAAAGCAGUAUAUCAAAUACAAGCUCAAGAAGACGUUCUUAGCAAAUUAGAAGAAGAGAAGCAGCUAGUUCUUAAAAGGUUAGAAGAUGAAAAGCAAGUAGCUCUUAAAAGGAUAGAGGCAAACAUGCGUCAGGAGAGAAAAAGACUACAGCAAAUUCAAGCAGAGUCAGGAGUUAGAAUAGCAGAGGCGAGAGUAAAUGUAUACGAGAGCUUUGAACAUGACUCCACAGAUUUGCCAAAAGAGACUGAUCUCACAGUUGAAUUCAAAAGCCAGCUAAAUCCAAUGGCCAAUGCAUACCAGCCUCCACAAGCACACGCAAAUGCACUAGCAUCUCCUGAGAAAGAUGUCCUUACCCAAGCACUCAUUAACUCACUUAGUUUGAAUCGCCUGCCUGCUCCUGAGCCACCAAAAUUCUCUGGUGAAGCCCUAAAGUAUGUAGACUGGAAGAUGUCCUUCAUGGCCCUCAUAGACCACCAGCCUCUCCCAGCUCAUGAAAAAAUGUUCUAUUUAAAGAACUAUCUGAGUGGAGAAGCGCGUAAAGCUGUAGAGGGAUUCUUCUACAGAAACUCAGAAGCAGCAUAUCAGGGGGCCUUAAAGGUCCUGGAAGAAAGGUACGGAAACCACUUCAUUGUGCAAAAGGCCUAUAGAGACAAGCUCAUGAAGUGGCCCAAGGUUAGUACCAAUGAUCCUGUUGCACUUCGAGAGUUUGCUGACUUCCUGCAAGGAUGCGUUGAAGCAAUGCCUCAUGUAAAAGGAUUGGCCAUCUUGGAUGACUGUGAAGAGAACCACAAGUUGCUGAAGAAGUUACCAGACUGGAUCACACGAAGAUGGAGCAGAGUCGUCACGGAAAGGUUCCGAAUCCGGGGAUUACCCAAGCUUUUCCUGUUUCACAAGGUUCAUCCAGAAGGAGGCUCGGAUAGCCUGUAACCCUGUCGCCUCUCCACUUCUAAUCAAGGCCACAGAUGACAGGCAGCCCAAGAGAGCUAGAGCACUUCACACAAACAUUAAAAGGAACAAUCCCACGGAAAAGGUUGAGAAAGUGUUCAUCACCAAGUCAAAGCCACCUUGUCCUAUCUGCAAAGAUGAGAUGCACGGGGUCAUAAAGUGCCCUAUCUUUGCAGCAAAAUCUCUGGAAGAUAAGAAGGCUUUCAUACGGGAAAACAAAUUGUGCUACGGAUGUUUGAGAAAGGGACAUAACAGUAAGGAUUGCAGAACGCGACACUCUUGUGGCAUAUGCAACAGACGUCACCCCACCUGUCUACAUGAAGAAAGAGAGAACCAAUCUGUUGAAACAAAGGAGAAACAGUCCACUUUCACAGACAAAGGUACUAGUCAGGAGGAGAUCAAAGUGACGUCCCAUGCAGUGACGCAGCGUGUCUUUGCCACAUCAAGCAUCGUCCCUGUUUUCAUGUCAUCUGCAAACGAACCACAGAAAGAAAUUAUAACUUAUGCUCUUCUGGACACGCAGAGUGAUUCGACAUUCGUUUUAGAAGACCUACUCGAAGAGCUGAAUGUGGAGACCAAACCAGUGCAGCUCAAACUGAGCACCAUGACAGCUGUUGACACACCCAUAGCAAGCAAAAGUGUAUACGGUCUACAAGUUCGAGGACUACAGUCUGAAAAACAGAUUCAGCUACGCCAAGCCUACACACGUGGCUUCAUCCCGGUCGACAAGUCCUACAUCCCGACUUCCAAAACGGCGCUGCUCUGGCCUCAUCUAAAGCAUCUAGCAAACAAACUCCCGCUGCUGAAGGACUGUGAGGUGGGACUGUUAAUUGGAAGUGAUUGCCCAUUGGCGUUAGCCCCCCAGGAAGUCAUCACAGGAGGCGAAAAUGAUCCAUUCGCCCAGAGAACGGAACUCGGCUGGAGCAUUGUAGGCUCAUCCAAUCCACAUCUGGAUCGCCAGGGAAACCAGAGGUUCGUCCAUCGAGUGACCGUGAAAGAAAUACCAGUGCCAUCACCCAAUGACGUGCUAAAGGUCUUGGAAUCAGACUUCAAAUGAAAGGAAGUAUGCAGACAAAGACAAGUAUGUGUCACAAGAUGAUGUUCGCUUCAUUCAGCUUCUGAGUGACAACAUAACUCAAAGGAAAGAUGGACACUAUGAAAUGCCCCUCCCUUUCAAGAGCAUAGAGCCUCCUUUGCUACCAGACAACAAGAAGCUGGCAACAAUUCGAUUGCAGCACCUUAAGAAAAGGUUGAAACAUAACGAGCGAUAUAAAGAACAGUACAAGGCCUUCAUGAAAGAUAUGAUAAAGGAAGGCAACGCAGAGCCAGCCUCUCCUGCAACAGGACAGCAGACUACGUGGUACAUACCACACCAUGGGGUGUUCCACCCCAAGAAGCCAGAGAAGCUAAGGGUUGUCUUUGACUGUUCAGCAAAGUUCCGCGGUGUCUCAC